AUGGAUGUGUCCAGCACCCCUGCCGCUGCCCUGGACGCCCUCGUGACCCGCAGCCUGCAGCCGCCCGCUGCCUUCGAGUGUGCAGCACGGCGCGCCCUCGGGGACCUCGGGUGGGCACUGCAAGAGCACAGGGGCCACCCCGGAGCUGCUGCACCCUGGAGUGUCCUGAAAAUCAUCAAGGGAGGUUCCUGGGGCCGGGGCACCGCCCUGAGGGGCGGCAGCGAUGCCAAAUUGAUAGUCUUCCUGGACUGCUUCAAGACCUAUGAGGACCAACAGCGUCUGCGGCCAAACAUCCUUUGUGAGAUGCGGGCGGUGCUGAAAUGCUGGGAACAGGAGCCUCUUCCUGACCUGAGCCUGCAGCUCCCCCCAUGGAACAAAGAUGGGCCCGUGUGGUUCCAACUGGCGUCUGUAGGUCCAGAAAAACACUGGAUGGACAUUAGCCUGGUGCCCGCCUUUGAUGCUCUGGGACAGUUCAACUCAGGCGCCAGGCCCAACCCCAGGGUCUACUCCAGCCUCCUGGACAGUGGCUGCCAGGGAGGCGAGCAUGCGGCCUGCUUCACGGAGCUGCGCAGAAACUUCGUGAACACUCGGCCCAGCAAGCUGAAGAACUUGAUCUUGCUGGUGAAGCACUGGUACCGAGAGGUGCGGCCCCAGGGAGUCAAGAGGGAGCAGUUGCCGCCCGCCUAUGCCCUGGAGCUGCUGACCAUCUUUGCCUGGGAGCAGGGCUGCAGGCAGCCAGCCUUCAGCCUGGCCCAGGGAUUCCGCACAGUCCUGGGCCUGAUCCAACAGCACCAGCACCUGUGUGUCCUCUGGACCCUCCACUAUGGCUUGGGGGACCCUGCCCUCAGCCAGUUCCUGCAGCGCCAGCUUCAGAGGCCCAGGCCUGUGAUCCUGGACCCAGCAGACCCCACUUGGGAUGUGGGUGACGGGGCAGCAUGGUGCUGGGAUGCACUGGCCCGGGAAGCUGAGUCCUGCUUCGACCAGCCCUGCUUCCUGCAGGCUUCCGGCGGCUUUGUGCAGCCAUGGGACGGGCCGGGCCUUCCAAGGGCCGGGUGUCCGGGUUUGGAGCACCCUAUCCAGUGGGGCCAGGACCCAGGGAGCCGCGAGAACACCAGGAGCGGCCACACUGCAGGACGCUGCGCAUCAGGCAAGCAAACUCCCCGCCCAGCACCCACCUCCAAGCUGGCCACCAAGGUCUCCCACUCCACGCCAGUGAGGAGCUCAGAUCUGGGGCAGGUCCCAGCCAAGGAGCUGGACCGCUUCGUCCAGGACCAUCUGAGGCCGAGCUCCCACUUGCAGAAGCUGGUGGGCCAGGCUUUAGAUGCCAUCUUGCGCCACCUCCGCCAACACAGUGUCCACAGGAUUUCGAGAGCCUGCAAGGGUGGCUCCUUCGGCCGGGGCACAGAUCUCCGGGACAGCAGUGAUGCGGAGCUCGUCGUGUUUCUCAACUGUUUCAAGGACUACAAGGACCAGCAGGCUCUCAGUACCAAGAUCCUUGAAGAGAUGCGGACUCAGCUGGAAUCCAUGGGGCUCCCCGUCCCGGGCCUGAGCCUUCAGUUUCUUGAGCAGCAGAAAGAACCUGGGGCUUUGAAAUUCCAGCUUGUGCCGGAGGGCCCAGGGGUCAGCGUGGCUGUCAGCCUGUUGCCUGUCUUUGAUGCCGUGGGGCCACUCAGCUCAGGCAGCAAGCCCGACCCCCGGGUCUACUCCAACCUCUUGGACAGUGGCUGCCAGGGAGGCGAGCACAAGGCCUGCUUCGCAGAGCUGCACAGAAACUUCGUGAACACUCGGCCCAGCAAGCUGAAGAACUUGAUCUUGCUGGUGAAACACUGGUACCUUCAGGUCGCAGCUGGGACCAAAGGACAGUCCUCGGGUGCCUCUCUACCCCCCGCUUAUGCCCUGGAGCUCCUGACCAUCUUCGCCUGGGAGCGGGGCUGCGGAGAAGACGGCUUUCUCCUGGCCUGCGGCCUCCGCACCGUCCUGGAGCUCGUGCUUCAGCACCCACGGCUGUGCGUGUACUGGACGGUCAACUACAGCACCCAGGAUCCAGCUCUGAGGACGCACCUGCUUGGGCAGCUCAGCAAGCCCAGGCCUCUGAUUCUGGACCCUGCAGAUCCCUCCUGGAAUGUAGCCCAGGGAGACUGGGAGCCAUUGGCAAGGGAAGCGGCGGCCCUGAGGGAGCGGACCUGUCUGAUGAACCCGGAAGGGACACCCGUGACCCCCUGGGAUGUGAUGCCGGCCCUCUUGUGCCAAACACCAGCAAGAGACCUGGACAAGUUCAUCAGCGACUUUCUCCAGCCUGACCGCCACUUCCUGGCCCAGGUGAACAAAGCCGUGGGGAUCAUCUGUACUUUCCUGAGGGAAAACUGCUUCCGGGGUUCUCCCACCAAGGUGCUCAAAGUGGUCAAGGGUGGCUCUUCAGCCAAAGGCACGGCGCUGCGAGGCCGCUCGGACGCCGACCUGGUGGUGUUCCUCAGCCGCUUCCAGCGGUUCUCGGACCAGGGCACCCUGCGGGCCGAGGUCAUCUCGGAGAUCCAUGCCCAGCUCCAGGCCUGCCAGAAGACGCAGCAGUUUGAGGUGGCCUUCGAGAUCCCCAAGUGGGACAACCCCCGCGUGCUCAGCUUCUCGCUGACAUCCCGGACACUGCUGGACCACAGCGUGGACUUCGACGUCCUGCCGGCCUUCGACGCGCUGGGCCAGUGGGUUCGGGGCUCCAGGCCCAGCCCGAAGGUCUACACCGACCUCAUCCAGAGCUACACCAAUGCCGGCGAGUUCUCCAGCUGUUUCACAGAACUGCAGCGAGACUUCAUCGAACCUCGACCCACCAAGCUCAAGAGUCUGAUUCGCUUGGUGAAGCACUGGUACCAGCAGUGCAGCAAGAUGCCCAAAGGGCGAGGCUCCCUGCCCCCGCAGCACGGCCUGGAGCUCCUGACGGUGUACGCAUGGGAGCAAGGCAGCAAUGACCCGCAAUUCAACAUGGCUGAGGGUUUCUGCACCGUCCUAGAGCUGAUCACCCAGUACCCCCAGCUCUGCAUCUACUGGACCACCAACUACGAUGCCAGGGACCCCACCAUCGGCACCUUUCUGAAGCAGCAGCUGCAGAAACCCAGGCCUAUCAUCCUGGAUCCGGCUGACCCGACAGGAAACCUAGGCCAGAAUGCCCGCUGGGACCUGCUGGCCAAAGAGGCCAAGACCUACAUGAGUGCCCUCUGCUGCCUGGGCAAGGACGGCACACCCAUCAAGCCCUGGCCCGUGCCACGUCUCACUGCCCAUCAACCUUCGAGCUCCCUUUUGCUGAAACUGACCCCUGACAUCACACUGGCCUCGCCUUCCUUUAUCAAAGAACUGCUGAUGAACGUUAAAAAGCAGGACAGUGCACCCCACACUGCAAACAAGAGACCCAAACUCGCCCUCACGAGAGUUUCCCGGAGCUGCCACCAGAUGUCAACAGGGUCUGCGGUGCUGUGA
This is a messenger RNA of Suncus etruscus (white-toothed pygmy shrew), 3465 nucleotides long. It is a transcript of the gene OAS3, whose product is annotated as 2'-5'-oligoadenylate synthetase 3. The coding region runs from base 1 to 3465 and encodes 1154 amino acids. Gene Ontology annotation, cellular component: membrane; cytosol; nucleoplasm. The record is from RefSeq and is a predicted model, not a curated record. Gene Ontology annotation, molecular function: 2'-5'-oligoadenylate synthetase activity; double-stranded RNA binding. NCBI's taxonomy places the organism in Eukaryota, Metazoa, Chordata, Mammalia, Eulipotyphla, Soricidae. Gene Ontology annotation, biological process: regulation of ribonuclease activity; negative regulation of viral genome replication; defense response to virus. The transcript has 18 exons.